This is a messenger RNA of Symbiodinium pilosum, 1812 nucleotides long. The record is from the annotation of a GenBank genome assembly. NCBI's taxonomy places the organism in Eukaryota, Dinophyceae, Suessiales, Symbiodiniaceae.
AUGGGCGCUGCCUACGGGUCACCUGUUCACCAUGGCUUUGGAUCCCCGCAUUCCUGGCCUGGCGCGCAUGUGGAGUUUCUACCGGUUGGAAGCCAUCAAGGAUCCUACGUCAAGCACAAGGUCCCCAUAUGGGGAAUUCGCUGGCAGUGUCUUUGUUUAGCGUUUUGCAUGCUUCUUGCAGCUGUGAUCCUGCUAGUAUGGUUGCUGCUGCUUCGACGCGGCUCCCACACAGAGCCGUUUCGAGAUGAACCGCUGGAGGUGUCCAGCGCGGCCUUCGACUGCUCGGCAGGAUUCUGGAGAUGGAAAGAAGGCUGGAGCGAUGCCAAGAAGGAGUGGUGUUGCAAACGCGAGCAGCGAGGAUGCUCCGAGGAAACGACAACCUCUGCGCCGUACGAUUGCAACGCUGCGUUCAGCAACUGGCAGUUUGCCUGGUCAGAGCCAAAGAAGCAGUGGUGUUGCGACAACUUUGAGAUGGGCUGCGAGAACACCCAAGGUGAAACUCCAGGAUAUUUCAAUUGUGCGGACACGCUAUUCGACACCUGGUCAACACAGAAGCGGCGGCAUUGUUGCACCUCCAUGGGCAUCGGCUGCGUUGCUGCCAACGGCAUGCUUUUCGACUGCAAGGCUGGUGUAUCCAACUGGCAAGUUGGCUGGUCGAAAGACAAAAAAGCUUGGUGCUGCCUCCACGAGCACGUAGCUUGCCCGACAACGGCUCCGUUCGAUUGUGAUGCGCAGUACGACCACUGGCAGGCUCCACAGGGCUGCAAAGAGGCGAAGCGAGGAUGUACCACCACGCUCGUGACCACAUCGCAGCCGUUCGACUGUGAUGCUGGCUUUGCAAACUGGAUCCGCGGAUGGUCACAGUUAAAGAAGGCUUCCGCUUGUGCCUGCUGUUUGGCCACAGCAGAAGAGCGAGCUUCUGGCAUGAAAUGGCUUGAUAGUGGGUUGCGGGUUGCUGCUGACAUGGGGAAGGGUGAUAAGAACGGUAUGGUUGCAAUGGGUGAACACUGGAAGAGGUGCGCGCCUGAGACAACGGUUGCCCCCUACGACUGCGAUGCAGGAUACAUUCGAUGGGAAAAAGGCUGGUCAGAUGCAAAGAAGCAUUGGUGCUGCCUGGAGUUCAAUCGAGCCUGCGACCCCUUCGACUGCGAGGAGGAGUCACAUCGCUGGGAGCAAGCAUGGUCUUCUGCCAAGAAGGCAUGGUGCUGCGAGCAUUCCACCGUGGGAUGCGUGACCACCACCACGGCAGCGUACGACUGUGAUGCAGGAUAUUCCAGCUGGGAGCAGGCGUGGAGUGAUGGCAAGCGCAACUGGUGCUGCGCUCACUUCAACCGCGCAUGCGACCGUUACGAUUGUUCUGCAAAUCUGAAGACCUGGAGGACUUCGUGGCCGGACGUCAAGCAGCAGUGGUGCUGCACUCACAUGCAUGCAGGCUGCGAAGAGACCACAACAUCCGAGCCGUAUGACUGUGAUGUGGCCUAUGGCCACUGGGAGCUAUCCUGGACGCCGCAGAAGAAGCACUUCUGCUGCAAUCGCCACGGCAGGGCUUGUGAUCCCUUCGAUUGUGCCGAGGGGCUGGAUGACUGGCAGUUUGUCUGGACGACUGCGAAGCGAGCUUGGUGCUGCGACAAGAUACAGGUUGGCUGCAUGUCCACCACGCUGCCACUCCCUCACGACUGCCAGAGAGGCAGCGUUGGCGAGUGGGCUGAAGAGAAGCGGGCGUGGUGCUGCUCCCGCCAAAAAAUUGGCUGUCUGGACCAUGCCUUCGACUGUGAAGCUGGCCUAGCAGACUGGCACCAGGGUUGGUCCAAG